Molecule: messenger RNA, 6038 nt
Organism: Motacilla alba alba
Lineage: Eukaryota; Metazoa; Chordata; Aves; Passeriformes; Motacillidae
Gene: CCDC92B
Product: coiled-coil domain containing 92B
Exons: 4
Coding region: 4367-5329 (320 amino acids)
Source: RefSeq, a predicted model, not a curated record
CGGGGGCUGCGGGGCGGGCGGGUCCCGGGGCUGCGGGGCGGCCCCGCACAAGUUGCCCGCAGCCCCGCCGUGCCCGGUCUAGCGGUCGCCUCUCCCGGUAGGUGACCCCGCGGGGCUGUCGCUGCCCCGCCGCAGCGGCCCCGCCGCUCCCCGCGGCCCCCCCGGCCCCGCCGGGCUCUGCCGCCGCGCCGGCUCCGGGCGCUGUCGCUGCCAAGCCCCAGCGGCACCGCGGGCUCCCCGCCGGGACGGGCACUGGCCCGGAGCGGCGGUGAUGGCCCGGGUCCGCUCCCGCAGCAGAGCUGGAUCCAUAGCGAAAUCUCUCGGAGCCGGGAGCAGAAAGCACGGACUUGCCUUCAGCCUCCGCAGCCCCCUGACAAGCGCCACCGGGGCUCUUCCUCAGGCGGUCGUGCUCAGAGAAUUGCAAGAAACAAUAAUUUAUAAUCACCAUCUGUAUUGAUUUUAUCUGUAAAUAGAUACUGACAGAUAAUGAAUAGCGAACAGCACUCCGAGUGUAAUUCUGCCUCUGCUGAGAUCAGGGAAGGUUUCCCACUGACUUUUCCAAGGCCGGGAUUUCACCUCUGGUUUCUAUUCCUGGCAUCGCCACUGCCUCUGUGACCUUCUGCAAGUUUCUGAGCUUCCUGCUUGCCUGAUUUCCCUACAUUUAAAGAUACACUAGCUUAGUGGCACUGCUGCAGUUUAUAUUGAGCUGUAAAUAUCAAGCACUAUGGAUUUCUAGUGUGUAUCAGUGUUUAUUCCUGCGUGUGCUUCAAUGGGAUGGAGAAAGGGUUGCUGGCAGCCACAGCAGGACAAAUUAUCGACCUGUUCCUGCAAACCUCAUGCCCCUGACUCCCAGCUAAUCUGCCAUUUAUGGGGAAUAAUCACAGGUAAGGGCCAGACCAUGGGGUGACCAUGGUGUGUACAGAGGUACACAGACACGCAAUACUGCAUCUCCCUUUCAGAUGCAUCAUUGGGAUGGAGGGUUUUUCUUGGUCAAAGCUUUGGGAUUCUGAUUUACACUGAACAGCAGACUUAAGCAGAGUUUUGACCUGGAAGCAAACUCUCAAUCAACCUGUCUGUGCAAAGGAAAUCAGCUCUUGGUAGACUUGCAACUGAAUUGGUCAUUGUAGCUGCUCCAAGAGGCUGCUUCAGUCAUUUUGGUUUGUGAAAUAAGAAUUUGAUAAAUUGGGAUGGAAUUGUAAAUCUCACUGGGGUUUUCCAACAGCACUUUGAAAGAAGCAGCUGAGAUCAGGAUUCCCAAUAUUCUUGUGCCAGAGGUCAUGGUUGCAUAGUGAAAGGACAAGAAGUGUGGAUAAACACGUGGUUUAGAGGCAGGUGCACAGGAAGGCUCUGCAGUCGAGACCAUGCCCAUGGUCACUCCACGUGGGAAACUGGAGGGGGCUGAGCCCAGUGCCACCUCAUCAGUUCUGUGCUCAAAAUCUUGGGGGAUCAGCAAGGGAACCUUGUUCCUGGCUCUCGAUGGUGGAGCAAAGCCCUGUGGAUGUCCAGUCCCCAAAACUGGAGAGAACUGUUUAGCCAGAGCUCUGCAGGGAGCAGGGGCCAGCCCCGGCUGUAGGUGUCACCUUUGAAUAGGGGCAAACCACACUGCUCAGCUGACUGCUGCCUCCUCUGCUGCUGUGUGUGCACAUGUUCAACUCUCAGAAGCACAAGGGCACAGAGCAUCCUUCAAGCUAAAGAGGACUGCUAUCGCUUACUCUUGGCUUUUGUUAUGAAUGGCAUUGUUUUCUAAGGUUGUAACCUCAUACGUAACUCGUCAAAAUCACAGAGUUCACAGUCACCGUGAGAGCUUCCACCACCAGCUGCCUUGGCAUCUUAGAACUGUCUGGAAAGGAGAAGUAACAGCUACAGCAGCAAGGGAGGGAUCAGAGUAGGGGCACCAACCGUGUCCCUGUUGCUGCAGUGCAACCAUCCUCUUGGGAGCCACGCUCACCCAGCUGGGGCAGGAGGAGCCGGUGGCAAGGACAGCCCCACUCACCAUGCUUUGGCUCUCGAGCCUGUGGCACAGGGUGGAAGUUCCUGCCAUGGAACAGGCACGGGCUUUUGGUCAUCACCAUUGUGGGAGUUCUGAAGCCUCAGCACAGGGAGUUUUGGUGUUACCAGCUGGGAGCUGCAGUGACCCUGUAAGUGUUAAAUCAGCCAGCAGCAGCUAAUCCUCCUUAACUUCCAACACCGCCCAGGAUGGAACCGUGUGAAAUGACAGAAGGCACACAUCAAACUAAAGGCUCAGGAUGCUCCUGCAAUCCCACUUGCCUUCAGAAGCAUUGGAGGGAGGAUACCAGCUGUUGAGAGCUUGGUUCUGAACUCCUUUGGAGUAAAGGGUGGACACAAAUGCUCAUCUACUGCCCUCGGGUAAAUUUAGGGACACUCAACACUGAUGUUACUGAAGCCUGAGGAUGAGAUUGCAUCUUCCUUAACAGCUCUGGCUCUUGCAUCAUCACCUGUGAGGCAGAGCUGUGUGACCUGCAGAAGGGACAACACGGCCCUCCCAUGGGGCUGCACAUGGUGAACAGAAGCAGCCUCAGGUCCCUGGAAUCCCUGGAGAGCUCUUCCCCUCACUGCUCUUGGGCAACAGCAGGACUGUUUCCAGCAUUGUCCUCAUUUCCAGUGAAGGCAGCUCCUGCCCUGCUUGCCUCUGUGUCCCACCCCUGCCUUGCUCCAUGCCCUUAGUACUGGUGGGAGGUUCAUGGCUAAACAACACAAGGAGCUUGCUCCCUCACGUGGGGCUUCAGAUGUUCCUGCCACAAGCUGAGAGCUGCUCCUCAAGAGAAAACAUGAAGGUCAUGUUGGACAGGCAAAGCUGAUUCAAACUCACUAAGGAUUUCCCAUUGCAAUUCUGGAGACAGACUUCUCUUCCCACAUACACAGGUAAAUUAUGAAGGCUCUUUGCUUCCAAAUCAGAGACAACAAACAAAUCUCAAUUCCAGAUUUUUGACUUUUUUUUUCCAGCUUGAAAUCUAUCAACUAUUUUUAAAUGAAAACAUUUUCAUUGGUAAAAGAAAAAAGAAGAGCAAUUUCCAACUUAAGGGGAGAAGGGAAAGUUCAAUGGAAAAUUUGCAGCCAUUUCUACUAAAGACAUUUCUAUUAGACAGAACAAAGUGCUUGAAAAUAGCAGUAUGUGUCCCCUGGGCUUUGGCCAACCUACUUUCUGAUGUUUCCUGAGAUGAGGAACACAACUCCCACCAAGAAGCUCAGCCCACCACGGCCAGGGCUGGCAGGAGGAUGUACCCAUGCUGUGGUUUGCACUCCUGGUCUCUGGCAGAUGCCAGAUAACUCCCAUAACUCUUGCACUGGCAUCAGGACACGUGGCCCUCCAAGGAGGAUGGCCCAGCCAGCCCCAGCCCCCUGGCACAGCUGGGUUUGACACCUUCCAUAAGGACAACUACAGGACAAUGCACUUUGGAUCAUUUCUUUACCAGCAGGCUGGGUGCUCAGCUGUCCCCGACCAGCCUGCCCCCCUCACCUCAUCAAAUACAGGAGACCCGACUGUAGAGUUGUCACAAACCUAGAGAGCCUUUGGCAGGAACAAAGCUUUGACCGUGGGGCACUGCCAAGACCACUUUCUGAGGGACUGAUCUUAACUGCAUUCCGGGUGCAGGAAUUGCAAAAUGCCCUAUGUGACCAUGCCAGGGGUGCUGGAACAGUGAGCCACAGUGCUGGCUUGGUUCUGCAGUUUCUGUAGAGAGAAAACUGGAGUCAGAUGUGGGAAGCAGCUGCCCAGGGACAGGAUGAUGCACUCCAUCCCUCAGGCUUGUGGCACAGCAUCUCCCCAUAGAAUCAUUUAGGUUGGAAAAACCUCUCAGGUCAUUGAGUCCAGCCAUUCUGCCAGGUUACCUUGAUUUGCUGCAGCUUCCCUCCUUCUGGGCCGUGUGUAGGGAGCAAGGACAGAUUCCACACACCACAAAAUGGUAUUUCCUGGGAUAAAGGGCUCUUUCAGGGGCUAUUUUUAUCUCUCUGUGCAGCAGCAGAGGUGGGCAGCUUUUGCAGCUGCUUUUCUGCAGCCACUGAUGACGUGGGGACGGACCCCCAGCCCAGCCCAGCUUGGCUGCCUGGCACAGCCUGCCAGCAGCUCUUGUCUGCCAGGCAAAUUACCAGGGAAGAUGUUCCUCCUCCUGGAAGACAACGUGACUCUCCUAGCCAUGCGGUGCUGAUCGGGUUAGACAGAGCAUAUUGUAUUUUUCAUGCGCUGGAUCGCUCACUGCAGCUGCUGCUGUGUAAUGUGGGGCUUGUCAAGCGAGAGCCAAAAUCGUCUCUGGUGCAACUCCCACCUGGGGACAACGAGGAGCGAGCCUGUCCCAGAUGCAUCCUACUCAGUGAUAAAGUAUUUCCUAGGGCCAAAUUCAGAACAGACAUGCAUGCUAUGAUGCCAGGGUUCAUGCAGCAGGAUUUUCUGCCUGUGCAGUCUCAGAGCAGGCAGGACAGGAACUGGCUCCAGAGGCACUGGAAGGCCUGGACUGUGAAUUUGGUUGCGAUGGAGACCGUGUCCCUGGAGCACCAGAUCCAGAGCGUGCAGCGGCACAUCGCUUUCCUGAAGAAGGAGCAGAUGGAGCUGCUCCACGACCUGCACCUGGAGAUCCUCCGCUUGCAGAAGCACUGCUCAGAGCUCACCCAUGACCUGGAAAUGAAAGAGCUGGAGGCCCGCCAACAAGAUGUCCUGGACCGCGAGCUGGAGGAGAAGUGCCGGGUGAUGGAGGCCCAGCUGCAGGAGAAGGAGAAGGACAACCUGGAGCUGCGCAAGGAGCUGCAGCACAAGGAGACGCUGGUGGCUGCGCUGCGCUCCAGCCUCCGCAGCAAGGAGCGCCGGUUCCUGGAGGAGCUGAAGCGCCGGAGCCACCGCGUCACCAUCCUCGACACCGAGCUGCAGAAGCAGACGGAGGCGGCCGCCUACCUCUCGCUGCAGCUGCACGCCACGGCCCAGCGGCUGCCGGGCCCCCGGGCGGGCGGGCGGCCGCCCCCCGAGCAGCCCCCGGCCGAGGCCCGGCCCCGCCGCCGCGGCCACAGGGCGCCCGCCCGGCGCCCGCCCGGGGACGGCGCCCGGCCCAGGGACCCCGCGCAGGAGGAGCACGAUGCCAUGCCCGACCCGGCCCUGUUCCUGUACGCGCCGCGGCCGCACGGCCCGCAGCGCCCGCCGCCGGAGCCCCCGGGCCCGCCCCGAGCCUCGGCCGGCGCCGCCGCGGCCUCCCGGGGCCAGCGGCCCCCCCGGCAGGAGCCGGCAGCCAGGGCCAGGUCGGCCAAGGGCGAGCCCAGCAAGAGGCAGGGGGCCGGAGCCCACGGUGCCCACGGUGCCCACGGUGCCCCCCGGGCCCAGGAGUAGGCGGCGAGGGCAUGGCGCGGCCCGAGCGGCCCGAGCCCGGCGGCAUGGGCGGGCGCGGCCGAGGCUCCGGCCCCAUCCCCUCGGUGGAGAGGAAGGGGCGGCCGAGAGCGGAGCCCUGCACGCGCCUCGCACCCACCGGCAGCCAGGGAGGGUCCCCGAAAGCUCUGAGCCAGGGGUGUCACCGGCGGUGCUGCGGCACAGGGGAGCAUCCAGCGCCCGGGCUGUGAGGGGGACACGUCCGAGCGCCUGUGCGGAGCUUGCGAGGAAAAAAGAAAGAAAGAAAGAAGAGGAAGCAUUUUUGAAAUGAGAUUUUCCUGCUGCUGCUGCCCUCAGAGUGGGCGCCGGGUUGCUUUCCGUGGCCGGGGUGCUGGGAGGUGGGCACAGCAGCACAGGCUGCGCAGCGCACGGCUCGGCACCCCGGGAUGAGCCCGGCCGGCCUCCAGCCCCGGCCGUCACCGGCACCGGGCACAUCACCGGGAAGGUUCUCCAGAACGCAGGCAGCUGAACGAGGUGGAUCCUUGCGUGACGGAGGGAUCCCCUUCCACAAGGACAGUGCUGCUGUGCCGGCCAGGCCCUGUCCCACGCUCCCUGGGCAGCGGUUUGGCUGUCUCCAACACGGAUUUCCCCUCAUCACGUUCUCGUGCAGGACUCGGACAAGGCAGCUGGACGAGUGCCGAGAUUGGCAGUCCUGCUGGACUGCUCCUCAGCC